Messenger RNA from Ictalurus furcatus (blue catfish), 837 nucleotides. RefSeq lists its product as uncharacterized. The record is from RefSeq and is a predicted model, not a curated record. Bases 122 to 544 code for a protein of 140 amino acids. Lineage: Eukaryota; Metazoa; Chordata; Actinopteri; Siluriformes; Ictaluridae. The transcript has 4 exons.
UUUGGUCACAGGGUCAGGCUGAUAGAAGCCUUAAAGGCAGACCAUAACUGCAGGGAGGUGCAGUCGUCUUCAGUCUUGCUGCUCUUUAGUUUCCUCUCAUCAGGAUCCAUACUGUCACAAGAUGAAAUUGGCAUUAGCUCUCAUUGUUGCACUCCAGGUGUCUUUGAGCCUGUGCACGUUGCCAGAGCCUGAUAAGGAGCUUGUGGAUAAGUAUGAGGGUUUAAAGGCUGUGUUCCUCAAGAGACUUGCUGUCGCCUAUGGGAAUGCUCAUACCACCCUUGAGAAACUGGCUGAGGGCACAAUCACAGGGGAGAAGGCCAAGGAAAUCGCAAAGCAUGUCAAUGAAAAUGAGAGGGUGCAAGCUAUUUCUAAGCUAGCCGUUGCUGUUUUUGAGGAGCUACAGCCUGCUAUAGAAAAGGCACGUUUGGCUGUUCUUGGCACCUACGGUGAAUACCUGCGUCCCUACAUUGGCAUUUACCUGGACACUGCCAUCAACAACAUCAAACCCGUGCUGGACACAUUCCUGCCUUCUGAACAACAUUAAAAUCAAGGCCACGUGACCUCCAACCACUUUCCCUGCACCUCUGACUGUGCUGCCUGAGAUGCUUUAGCUUUAGCUAUUCAUUUCUCAAUUUCCCAGAAAUCAGAUGUGCAAUCCACCAUGGCCUUAGCAGGUAUAUCAUUACAGCAGAAGAGAUAACAAUGAUAAAGGUAGUCAUGUGCAGGUGUAGAUCAUACACCUGUACUGUACAUAACUGUAUAUUAUGAUGCUCUCCUGUGCGUGCAUUAAAAAAAUGUCAACAUUUGUGCAGCAUUAAUAAAGAAUAAAAACAACAA